Messenger RNA from Cephus cinctus (wheat stem sawfly), 8500 nucleotides. RefSeq lists its product as uncharacterized. NCBI's taxonomy places the organism in Eukaryota, Metazoa, Arthropoda, Insecta, Hymenoptera, Cephidae. The record is from RefSeq and is a predicted model, not a curated record. Gene Ontology annotation, biological process: cGMP catabolic process. The transcript has 10 exons. Gene Ontology annotation, molecular function: 3',5'-cyclic-GMP phosphodiesterase activity. The coding region runs from base 1201 to 4383 and encodes 1060 amino acids.
AUACAGGUAUUUAAGAGUGUGUGCCGUGUGUAGAGGGGCAGUGUGGCUGGUGUUGCGGAUCGUGCGUGAAGGUGGCGUGCAAUCGAGCAAGUGAAGGAGCGAGUGACGAGUCGGCCCUCGGAGUCCUCCGUCGCGUCUACCAAAGCCGAAGUUAGCCGAACGCGGCCGAGCCGGAGCGCCGGCACCGCUUCGGAGCGUUCGGGUCAAAAUAUAUUCAGUGUAUUCUAAACAACCAUGCGACGUGCUAUCACGUUUUGUUUGCUCGAACGCCUCUGAGUAUCAUUGACGGUUGAUACGGGCGUCUUUCGCGUCUCCUCCUCGUCUCGCGGAGGUUUUUCCGGCGUGUCCUACGUGCUCCGAGAUCCCCGGCCGUCGCGACCCUCCCGACCCUCUCGGACAUCGCGGACCUCGGGGUCAGUGUCUGGCUCAGUCUGCUUCCGAGGAUCCUCGGCAGGAACCCUGCUCCGUGCCUCCAGGGAUCCGAUCCUGACGAUCCUGACUAUUUUAGCAGGCUCAAACUUUAACGGGGAUUUUUAAACUCUCGUCUUCCUCGUGGUGGAUGAACUACUACGUACGUUCGUGGCAGUGCCAGUGCGUGGACUAAGUUUGAAGAGAACUUGAAUGCUAACUCGUGUUUAUUCCUGGCCUUGACAUUGCUUGAUCUGUAAAUCCGAGAUUGUUCCGGCCUUCGUUCCUGUCAAUUUCUUUUGAUUCGAAUAUUUGUCGUUUGUCCUGCCACUUCCACUGUUUUGCCGUCCAUUGAAAGCAGAAAGAACUGCAUUCGUUUACACUGCAGAGAUAGUAGAAGGCGAGGACGUCGAAAAAGUUUGUGCAUUCGAAUCAGUGCCUGACAGAAGGAUCCAGCGAUAAUGCAGUUGCAUCCAGCAAAUUGAAUGGACCAUGAUAAGACAAGGAGCAUCGUAGAGUCAUCGUCACCGUCUUCGUCGUCGUUGCGGACGUCGUCGUCGUCCGUCAGCCGUGCAUUGAGAACGCGACAGGCAGAAGAGGAAUUGGAAAAUUGUAAAAAGUCCCGGAGGAUCGUCGGUGCGCGGGGUGGGAGGGUGGCGAUGCGAUGAGCCCGGCGAACGACGGGCAGGCCGUCACCCGACACCCCCAAUUACGAAUCGGCAUCGCGCUGCGUCCCGACGCGAGGCGUCCAUCAAAACUGAGCUGUUCGCCAGUCACAAGUCUCCGCAGGCCAUGGACCUCGAUAGGAGAAACGGCACUGGCAAUAGCGACAUCAACUGCACGAACAUUUACUUCGUUGUUGGCGACAGAAUUGAAAUCGCCAGCUUCUGUCCGGACCAAGUGACUAAUAAGGAACUUAAAGAACUCUUCAGAAGCGCAGCAGAGGCUGGUCCUCUGGAUAUCCUGAAGCUUCACGACGGAGACAAACUUCUUAACAUUUCGCCGUAUCUACCGGCGAACACACCAGACACGGCCUACGUACUCCAGGUUGUUGGAGUACAUCCCGCAACUUCCGGUAUGAUCGAGGCUGACCUGUUACGCGCUCUGGAGAGGCGAGUCGCCGUUCUAGAGAGAGACCUGCGAGAUCAUCAGGAAGCUGCAUCCACAGCACCGUCUUUGGCUCUUCGUGAACUCAAGAGACAAGUGAACGACUUCAAGAACAAACUCGAGACAACCGAACACCUCAGUUGGCUAGGAUUCUACAAACAACUUCCGGCACCCAUCUCCUCCGAGGCUUGUCGGAGGCUGCAGUAUCGGCGAAAAAGCGACAGCGUGAAGCGCAAAGUGCGCGAGAAGUUUCUCAGCAUCUGCGACGUGGCCGUCUCGUCCAGUGUCAGAGAAUGGCUCAGGUCACCUGCCUUCGACGCUCGGCAAUUCGAAGACGAGGAACUCCUCCUGAUGCUCCAGACGAUGUUCGUCGAGUUGGAGCUGCCGCAAAAAUUUAAGAUACCUCUGUCGACCCUGAGGAACUUCCUGUACGAGGUCUAUAAUAAUUACAACGAGGUGCCGUUUCACAACUUCCGGCACUGCUUCUGCGUCACGCAAAUGAUGUACGCGAUGGUCUGGGCCAUCAACCUCCCGUCGAAGAUCAGCGAUCUGGAGGUCUUCGUUCUCAUCGUCUCCUGCAUCUGUCACGACCUCGAUCAUCCUGGCUAUAACAAUAUUUACCAAAUAAACGCACGUACCGAGCUGGCUUUGCGGUACAACGACAUCUCGCCUCUGGAGAAUCAUCAUUGCUCCGUAGCAUUUCGCAUCCUGGAGGCACCCGAGUGCAAUAUCCUGGCCUUCUUGGACCCCAUGACGUACAGGACUGUUCGCGAGGGAAUCAUCAGGUGCAUCCUGGCUACGGAUAUGGCCAGGCAUAACGAGAUACUUGGACAAUUUACAGACGCGGUGCCAGAAUUCGAUUAUACGAAUAAGGCACACAUUAAUCUGCUCUCUAUGAUCCUGAUCAAGGUAGCAGACAUUAGCAACGAGGCUAGGCCGAUGGACGUGGCAGAACCGUGGCUUGAUAGGCUUCUUCAAGAAUUCUUUAAACAGAGCGACGCUGAGAAACUCGAAGGACUUCCGGUAACGCCAUUCAUGGAUCGAGAUAAAGUCACCAAGCCGUCCUCCCAGUGCAGCUUUAUUGGAUUCGUUCUUCUGCCACUCUUCGAGGCGCUCGGCGAACUUUUUCCAGAACUUCAGGAACUGAUCGUCCAGCCUGUGAAAUAUGCUCUGGAGUACUAUAGACGAUUGAACGAAGCGGCAAAGGACGAGCGACAUCAUAGGAAAAGUAUAAUAGAUUUAGGUGAGUCGGCGCAGUCAGGUUCUGGUUCUGGUCCGUGCGUCGUUAAAUCGACCUCGUCUCACAGCAUGCGCUCCAAGAGAUCAGGUGGUACUAUUUACUCGCGAUCCCGAUCGAUAGAGGAAGAUACUGAAAAUCUAACGAUAGAGGAGAUUGAGAACAUUGAGAGUUCGGAUCCAGAGACAGCUACUGAGGUGGAGAUCAGUGAGAAGACUCUGAAGUUCAAAAUCUCGACGGAAGGGACAGUCAGUGGUCGCAAGAGUUAUCCUGGAAGUAGGAAAGGCAGCAGGGAGAAGUCGUCCUUGGAUUAUCACAACCAUGACCUAGCCAGAGCCGUAAGGGAACAUGAGCGCGAGAGGCGACGAAGUCGUGGUGAAAAUUUCAGCAGCGACAUGAGUUCACCGGUUAGCGCUAGGUCGGGCGACGAGCCCAGAAUCCUGGAGGAGCUCGAGAAGGACGAGAUAGUUUUUUUAGAGACAACGAUCAAUCAGGACAGAUCGGAAGGAAAUGGUAAACUGGCGCAGUCGCCGAAAAAUAACAUUGACAGAAGUAUCGUCGUUAACGAAGAGGACAACAAGCUGAACGUCACGAAGGAGAGCAUCCGGUGCUCCUGUGACGAACGGGAGAAAGUUAUUGUGAACAAUCACAAGUCCCUUCUAUCCCGCCUGAGAAAUUUUACUGAUCGAUUGAGCAUCAGUUUCGACUCAAAAGAGUCACCGAGUCUGAAGCAGACGAAGCAUCCUACAAAGAAUCUGAACAAGAGCAACUCCGUUAGCAGCAGCUCCUCCAAGCGCAAUGUCUCCAUUUGCAAGCGCUGCAACCACGUAAAGAUGAAUAAAGAGCACGAAGCUACGGUUGAGAUGUCCAGUGUUGACAAAAGAGCCAUGACAUUACCCAAGGCGAAAAAGUCUCAGGACUCUAAGAACAAGAGCUGGCGAACGGUGUUUGCUAAGGAGAAGAGGCCGUCCGCCUCCUUGGAGGCACUUCCGGCCACUGACACGGAUACUCCUUCGCUCGGUAAACACAAGAGAAACUUUUCGAAUCCUGAGGGUAAGAUGAUGGUUGCUAAGGCUCAGGGUCCAAAGGAGCCAAAGCCGAUGAUUUUCACCGAUUUCAAGGAGAUAGACGUGCGAGCCAAGCCGGAAAUCAUCGUCAAUCCCAGCAGCAGCUCCACCAUCAUAGACCAGGACAUCGGUAAGGUCGAGAUCAGACGGAGCUCGGCGAGCAUGGAGGAUAUAUCCAAGAUAACCAAGCAAAACGAAACAACCCUUCUUGGCUCACUGGAGGACAAGAAGACGGAGGAACUUCAGAUCACUGGCUCUCUCGAUUCCAUGCUUUACAAAGAGUCCACCAAGUCCUCGAAGAAGCCUAUAUGCUUCUCUUCUCCAGGAACGUCCAAAAAAUGCUCCACUGGUAUCUUCUCCAGAAUCAAGUCCGGGAUGAGCAUCGACAGCACCCGCAGCAACAGUGGCUCUCUCCACGAGCAGACUCCACCUUCUUCAGCAUCACCUGCUCAGACCGGAUGGAUAUCAUCCUUGACCGCUAGUUUCAGACCAAAAAGGCAACCGAGCGAGCUGCCGUCCUCACCACAGCGUUCCCAUUGUCCCAGUCAGGACGAACUCAAGUGAUACGUUCUUGCGAUCGGCAGUAAAACCAGGCGAUCGACCAUUAUGCCCAGCUGCUUCGGCCGUCGACCAUUUUCUCAAUAACAACUAGUCGAACAAACGUUCUCGUCAAUACAUUGCGUUUCUAGCCGAGGGACUUUCUUUCGUCCCUCGAUGACUGAGCUAACACCGCCAUUACAUCCUACGUCAUCUUCUCGUUCUUUUUUUUCUCAAAUUCUUUAGCUCAAUCCGUCUGCCAACUAAUUUAUAUUCAAUUUUACUCUGAGACUGUCUCUGCUCCAAUUUUUAAUUUUCAAAUUUAAUCCUCUUACGUCAAUCUCUCGCAGGACUUCUUUACCUACCGUCGAAUAUGAUUAAUCUCAAAAAAUGGAUGAAAAUUAUACCGUGUUACUAACCCUUAACCAGCGAGGUGGGUCUGUGAGACCCACACUAGAUAUUACGACCUUUAUACCGAAUGCAAAACGUAGAUAACCUUGCAUUUUGGCUACCUUGUAUCAAUAUAAUCUGUCAAAAUGCUAAAAACAUUCAGUUGACGCUAACCAUCGUAAGCGUUCGUAUCGAACUUUUUUUUUUUAAAAACAACUGAGAAGCUUAGACAUUCUAUAGUCUAUAGACUAGUCUAUAUAGACUAUAGUCUAUAGUCUAUAGACAUUCUAUAGUACAUUCUUAGACAUUCUAUAGUACACUCUAAGUUUUCUUUUCACCUCUCUGUUUAAGGGUUAAAGUAACCGGUCACUAGUGUAGGUUUUCUGUCGAUUCGAAACGUUUUUUGGGUCGUCCGUUUAAAAAGCCCCUUGGCUGCUCGGCCAGGGAAAAAGAACUUUAGGAUGAUAAACUAUUUUAUUUAUUGUCUAACUAACGCGUAGCCUAACGAUUAAUCAUUAAUGUUGUUCGUUAUAUAUGCAAUGUAUACACCGUAUAGAUAUAGCUAUACUCCUCUGAUAUCCGAGAUAAGAAAGAGACGCGCGCGCGCGCCUGUACGUAUACAUAUACAUAGAUAUACAUACAACAUCCUUACAUUAUAGAGACACAAACACAAACACACAUAUAUAUAAAUUAUAUAUACAUAUAGCUGCCAUACGAGAAAAUCCAAAAAAGUGUCACUGUUUUUGAAUGUCGCGAAAAGAGAAAAGAAAAUUUAAUUAGGGUGUUACUAUAUUGACUCUGUCAACGUAGCGGCCGUGUUGAAAAAUGCAGCCUACGUCUUCGAUGACGAAUGAUUGUUCAAUAAUCGUCGCGCACACCUUUUACGAUUAGUUCUCUAUGAUAUUGCGCUUUCAUUUUUAGAUGUUUAUAUUUUUAUACUCCAGCAAUGUGUCUAUACGGCGAUUGAACCGCAUGUAUUGUUGAACUCUAGUCUUACGUUAUUAUCUUCGUAUCCAGCAUUGUUAUAGAUACUGUCGUCUUCUUUUCCUUCUUCGACUUUUUCUUCUUCAAUUUUCCUCAUCAGUGUUCUUGGUCUUUCACUUCUCAACUCUUCAUACGACUCUCGACUUGCAUUCUUUAUAAAAAAUUAAAAUUAAUAUUAAAACAAAGAGUGCACGUACUCAAUAACAAAUUAGGAUUAUUAAAAUUUUUAUUUGUCAUAGUUCGUUUUCUCAUCGCCCAGAGAAUCGCACUUGCGAAUGCAUUUAUAUACGUAUAUGCAUAUAUCGGAAAUUAAAAUUAAGAAAUUCUCGUGACGUCAUCGUUCAUCCGUGCGAACGAACGCGCUACUGUGUGAAUGUAUCUUUACGUACCUUAUUAAUUAAAAAAAAAAUCAAACAAACAGCGUGGCUCGUUAACGGGUAUACUCGGAAGUGUAUUUUCGUGUUAUUAGACCAAAUUUGGAAAAUCGCCAAAAAUAAUAUAUAUAUUAUUCCUGACGAUAACGUGCGUCAGGCAUUGAUGAUAAUAUUUUUAGAAAUUGACAGCGACGCUGUGGUGAUAUUUUUUCUCAAUUUUAUGGAAAUUUUGAAAAAAAAAAAAAGGAAAAACGUGAAUCCCAACUUCCGAGUCGAACUGCUGAGAGUCGAUUAUAAAAGAUUAUCGCGAAACAAAUUUUAACUGUGGACAAAAUGAGCGCGUGGUGAACUUCCGUACGCGGUACCUUUUUUUGUCAUCUUUUUUCGAAACCGACGCGAAAUCAAAAAAAGCUCCAUGAAACACUACUCUUUAAAGAGACUACCUGUGCCUGAUCUCUGUCGUUAUUUAUUAUUUUUUUUUGUCUCUGCCCAACUUUACUCCAAGGAUAAGUGGGAGCAUUGGAAUUGAGAGAUACUCUUUCGAAAUUCGCGCAAAAUAUAAGAGUGAAUGAAAACAAACAGUAUAAAGGGAGAAAAUAUGAAAAAUUACGCGGGUCCACCUUUUUAUCGAUGCAUGAUCAAUGUGCCGUCAAAAGACAAUCGUUCUCUUAUAUUCACUUUUUUUUAAAAAACUUAUCAACCGACCAGUCGAAGUUCCGAUCGUACCAAUAGAAGGCCUUCCUGCGUUUGAUCUAGACGAUCGUUAACAAUGAGCGACUCGUUACGAGAAAAAAAAGAAAAAAAUUCAAAAUGACAAAUCAAGUCAAUUGAAUACUAAAACUUCGAGAAAUCUCGAAAGAGUGUCUUGCAAGUAUGGCGAUAACUACGAGCCGAAGAAGUGGAAUAAAAAGCAAAGAAAGAAAGAACAAAAGUAAAGAAACGAAAGAUAAACAAAAGAAGCCUCUGUAAUCGUUCUCGCGAUCAACAACAAUAUACACUGUCAAUUGAUUAUUUAUUCGCGCUAACAUUGUUCAACGUCGGUCAAUUAACAUGAGCCAAGUCGUGAUGCAUUUCAUUAAACGAAGGAUAAGAACUUCGUGAUAUUGUAUAAUAAAUAUAUAGAGACAAACCUUGUGAUUUGUAUGAGAGCGAGAGAGAGAGAGAGAGAGAGAGAGAGAGAGAGAGAGAGAGAGAGAGAGAAACAAAAGAGAAAAGUAAUCACAAAACAUAAAAAUACUAAUCUUCUCUCCCCUACUUGACCCUCCUGACCCUUCGGGCUUGUCUCCUUAUUCAUCCAAUCCUCAACUCCAAUCCUCGCCAUCUUCUGGUAUUUCCGAUUUUCCGUCUACGCGUACACAUUGACUCUCUGUUUAAACCACAGAAUUACACCGCAUAGGAUUAAUCGAGAACCCUUAUGGUAAAUCCUUAACCAGGUGGAAUCGAAGAUCGGAGGUUUACCUGACGCUGGAGGGGCUUAAAAAAAUGACUAUGCUCGCGGGCGAGUGAUGAUCGAUAUUAAUUGUAAAUUUAUCGUAGGAUUCUAUAUGGAAAUUUAAAAGGAACUAAGGGAAAUUACAGGUACGUCGCUCUUCGGUGCUGGCAAUUAUCACCCACGUCAUACGCCGUAGUUACCAUCGGCAUAUAUACAUUAUACAUAUAUAAUUAUACACAUGGUAUAUGCGAUCCAUGAGAAAUCAUUAAAUCGACAAUUAUUUUCUAAUUAACGCUAUAAAAGUAUAUAUACAUAAUUAAUUGAAAAAGAAAGAAAGAAAACUCUAUAUGGUCCCCCGUAAAUCGCGCGGCUGACUUUACCUCUCGUUACUGUGACGUUUACUAUGGGGACUUCUACGUAAUCAUCUAAUUGGAGUGAUUCUUGGAAAUUGAAGCGAUUUGAAAAAAAAUAGAGAAAUAUAUAUAUAUAUAUACACGUAACGUUACGCGGGUAAUUAAAUAAUCCCUGAGUGGAAUUAUAAAUGAUGCAGCGACAGUUGUACCAACUAACAUAUCCUAGAAAACAUUUCGACUCGGAGUGACAACUCUUAGACUCCAAAUGAGGAUAAUUAAUAAUUAAACCGAUUGAUAUAUGUGUCUGUGGUUUAUCUAUAGUAUUUAUGAUGCGCGUAUUAAACAUGGAAAGAUAUUGCCAACACUGAAUUUGAUAUACGUGAUGCGUGAUAACGCCGUCGAUCGCUUUCAUAUCCAUCAACGUCCCGUUUACCAUGACGGAUGUGUCCUAUACCGUCAUGGUGAUAACUAAUGCAUUAAUGGAUAUCGCGAACACAAUAUGUAACACGUAGGGAAUUGUAAUGACGAUCGUUUUAGGAAUCGUCGAUCGAGCGUCAAUCCUUUUUUGUAAAUAAAAAUAAGUCAUUCGAAUAAAGAUAUACGUCAUCGUA